AUGGCAGCUGUGGAGUCAGUAGUGUUUCCCGCCACACUGUUGUUCUGGUCAUUGCUUAUUGCAGAAGCACAGAUUAUGACACGGCCUGCCUGUCAACCUUACUGUGGAGGCAUUGAGAUUCCAUAUCCCUUUGGAAUGAAAGCAGGAUGUUACCUAGAAGAAAGUUUCAAACUACGCUGCAACUCUACUAGUGCAGCUCCCAUACUUACUGUAAACGGCAUUGAUCUGCAGGUGAGACGUAUUUGGGUUGACGACAGCACUAUUGAGGUAGACUUUCCAAUUGUCUUCGCAAAUUGUGGCGGCAAAGAAAGAAACACAGUUGUUGACUUGGAAGGAAGCCCUUUUGCUUUCUCCAAAUGGAAUUACUUCAUUGCAAGGGGUUGCGACAACCUGGCCUUAAUGAACCAGAAUCAAUCAACUAUUGGUGGGUGCAUAUCAAUUUGUGACAAGAAUAGUGAAAGCGCAAUGACUACCUGCACUGGCAUCAACUGUUGCCAGACCAAGAUUCCUUCAUAUCUCAAGGUUUUUAAUGUAACCUUGAAAGGUGUGGAUGAUGGGAAAGGAAAGAGGGAAGAUACUGAAUGCAGGUAUGCCUAUUUAGUUUAUCAAAUUUGGAUCAACGAAAGAGCGUAUGGUAUUGGUUACUACGGACAGAACGAGGCCCCUUAUUACAUGAGAGAUUGGGACUAUGUUCCUGUAGAGCUUGAUUGGGGGAUAGACAAAAGGGUAUUUGAAUCACUUGUCAAGAAUGGAUCAUUCGAUAAUUCAAGUUAUACUUCUCAUUGUGAAAUUCUGAAUCCUUCCAUCAAUUCAACCAACCAGAGCUCAACAGUUCAAUGUUCUUGCACAGCAGGCUUCGGAGGAAAUCCUUAUCUUGAUGGUGUUUGUCGAGAGGGUGCAUCACUCAGCUUUUACCGGCGGAAUAUCAAAGCUAAGAUGGCCGGCCUAGGUAUGUUGUUGCACUUUCACUCUAUACCAGUAAGAAUACUUGUUGCUAUGACCAAGACAUAA
Molecule: messenger RNA, 1011 nt
Organism: Dovyalis caffra
Lineage: Eukaryota; Viridiplantae; Streptophyta; Magnoliopsida; Malpighiales; Salicaceae
Source: the annotation of a GenBank genome assembly